UCCACCUCAUGAUACCAUUUAGCAACAGAUGAGCAGCGCUUCAUGUUCAUUUUGUCGGGCCAGAGUGAAGCACAGCUGCUGCCGUGGUUUCCUGAGGGAAUACUUCACUGUGUAAAUGUUUGUCGGGGUUGCGGUCCGUCCCUCCGUCCCUUGCACCGUAGCUGGCUGAAACCGUUAGCGGCUUCCUCAUCCAGAAACACCCCGCGUGAGUCAGUGCUGCUGCUAGUUUCUGCGGCGGUUUCGCUAUGGAUGUGCUGUGGAUGAUACCGCUGCUGCUGCUCAUGAUUAUUCCGCUCCUGAUGUGCACCAGCAGCACGUUUGUUUUUUAUUUCAAAAAGUUCUUUUACGUGGCCUGGAUGAUGGUCUUGGCCCUCAUCGGUAUACCUCUGUGCAUACUAAAGAGCGGAGGCAGAGACAUUGAAAACAUGAGGAUCAUCCGUUUCAUGGUUCGACACGUCAAGUAUUUGCUGGGUCUUCGAUUUGAAGUGAGCGGUUGGGAGCAUCUGCAGACCGAGGGUCCCUAUGUCGUCAUCUCGAACCACCAGAGCUCCCUGGAUGUUUUGGGCUUGAUGGAGAUCCUACCAGACCGCUGCACCACAAUUGCUAAGAAGGAGCUGAUCUAUGCCGGUACAGUGGGCCUCAUUUGCUGGCUGGGCGGGAUCGUCUUCAUCAACCGCAAGAAGACGAGCGAUGCCAAAAGCGUGAUGGCUGAUGCCGCCAAAACCAUGUUGGACGACCAGAUUCGUCUGUGGGUAUUUCCAGAGGGAACCCGUAACCAAAAUGGCGACCUGCUGCCCUUCAAAAAGGGUGCUUUCCAUCUGGCAGUGCAGGCACAAGUACCCAUCAUACCUGUCGUUUUCUCCUCCUACAGCAACUUCUACCUACGGAAAGAAAAGCAGUUCAAAUCAGGAAUCAUCAGAUUGAAGAUCCUUCCAAAGAUUGAGACAAAGGGGAUGACUUCAGACGAUGUGGCAUCCCUGUCUGACAAAUCCUUUGACCUGAUGCGCGCUGCCUUCCUGGACAUCUCUGACUCCAUAACCCGGAGCAACGGGCCCGUAAGGCACUGAACAUUGAUCUUCCACCCGCCCUCUGUUUUUUCAGCCCCAUGUCUGAGAUCCACCCCUCCCCAAGGCCCCCCCACUCUCCGCCCCAGGUUGUCCCACCGCCUUCAGGAAACAAUGUGACACAAGUCUUUUUGUGACGAAAGCUCUUCAUGUCUAGUUGACGCCUGGUCCGGUCCACCUCUGGCCUGAGCACACAGCACAGUCAGUCCUGACCCUCACUGUCGCAGCAGCAGCUGCUCUGCACUUUGUGAGCGGAGUGACGGACGGCGAGCCAAACAGUCUGGGUGUGUGUUGUUCAUGCAUGCCUUUUGGAUGGCUCUGUCCACCUUUCAUCCUUGCUUUGGAAAUCUCAGCUUUCUUAUUGUCUUACUUUAUUGCUGUUUUCUACUUUUCUUUGGUUUUUUAUCUUCACCUGCUUUUGUUCGUUUUGCCUUCUGUUCAGCAGAUAAACUUUGCGGGGUGGUUUUUUUUUUUUCCUGAUCAUAAAUGUCAGUGGAUAUUUAUGUUUUCCUCUCAUGCUGCCUUGGUUUUAGUUCUCUUCGGAUGCUUAAACAGACAUACACAAAAUCAAAGUACCCCAUCUCAUUUCUUCGCUUUUAGUUCUUUUCUGUUUCUCCCCUUUAUGCAUUCCAGUCUUUUGCCCAAAGACAAAAAUGAGUGCGGGUCUCCACAAAGUGCGGAGCGUGUGGAAGGAAAGGACACCCACGACUUUCUAUAGCUCUGUCGCUCUAGAUUGAACUCUGUAUCCACAUUGGCUCAUCAACCCAAUGACCAAUAGCUCCAUGACACGCUUCAUGAUGUCAGAAGGCAAGGAAUGCAAGAUACCGUGUAUAACAACAGCACCCAUCUGUACUGGAUUUAUGGACUUCAGUGAACUGAUCAGUUCUCAGUGUCGUAUGUUGGUGUAUCCCUGUACAUUCUUCCAGUUUGUCUCUCUCUCCAAAAAUGAAUUGAAGCAACCGGUCUGCAGCAAGUGUCCUCCAGCAGUGCUCUAAACUCAAACUCUAAUUUCACACUCUUGCUUUGUUGUUGUUGUUUUGUUUUUUCAGGAUCACCUUUAUGCUCCUACUCAUAUACAAAGUGUCAAAAGAAGUGAAUUCUUUAAGUGCAAUGUCCAACUGUUUCAACGUUACUACUGUUCCAAAGUGCGAGCUACCUGCUGUGCCAUGACAAAGAUGUUUUGGGAGGUUUCCAAUGUGCGUGGGGUGGUUUAUUUUUGUUUGUUUGUUUGGGUUGCUGUUGUUUGUUGUUUGUUUUUUUGUUUUUGUUUUUUAAUUACUAUCUCCUUACGGUCUACUUAACUGGUGACCCCUGAAAUUAUUUAAGGCAGUUCUUGCCAUAAACAGGGGGAGGAAACCUAUGAGAUGAUUUAGAUCUCUAGUAUUUGUUCAUUUAUUAGGAUUAAAUCAAGGAAUCCCAAAGUACUAACAAACUCAAGGAUCUAAUGACUGAAGAUGUGUUAUGUUGAUUGGGUGUGAUGGGAAGCCUGUUUUUUUUUUUUUUUUUUUUUUUUUUUUGUUUUUUUUAAUCCUAUGAGAAUAAGUUAUUAUAUUUAGUUAUGAUGUUCUGAUUAUUUAACCUCACUGGAAACUAUUAGAUUAUUUAAACAGGAAAAAGUGCAAAAAUUUGGCCUGAAUUUUGAUUGUUGGCAUCAUUGGGUGAGUUUUGGUUAAAAUCGAUUUGUUGUAUGAUUUGUACUGAAAAUGUCUUCGGACCACUGACUGAACCGCUUUCGUUUACACCCAGGUCUUAGUUUCACUUCGCUCAGAGUGCAGCCACAAAAAUUAUUAAUUCUGCCCAUCAAACACAAUCUGAGAAUGUACCACAGCAUUCAGGACAGUUGUUUGUUACUAAUUGCAAUUUUUGAAAAAAAUGACUUUUGCUUUCUUUAUUAAAACUGUGACGUUGCUUUGCAUGUACUUGGCAUCAAAUGUAGGUGACUUAUUGGGUUGAGCACAAGGCAUUAGGCUUAGUCUAACCUUGUUGUGCGCACUGACCUCCUGAGGAGCUCAUGUGAAUGGAUUUAUGGAUACUUUGGUAGUAUGCCCUGCUACGUGCGUUGCUUUUCGUAGUUGAGUGCACUUAGUGAGCCCUGCUUUGGUGACAUGUGAGAGUCUGAUUUCAGACAAGUUCCUAAUCCAGUUUGGAUCAUAAGCCCUUACUAUUAAUCAAUACUAAUAACUCACCAACCUGUUCUCUAUUAUUAUUAUUAUUAUUCCUAUUAUUUUAUGAUUAUUAUCAU
This is a messenger RNA of Maylandia zebra (zebra mbuna), 3306 nucleotides long. RefSeq names its product 1-acylglycerol-3-phosphate O-acyltransferase 2 (lysophosphatidic acid acyltransferase, beta) (gene agpat2). The record is from RefSeq and is a predicted model, not a curated record. Gene Ontology annotation, cellular component: membrane; endoplasmic reticulum. Gene Ontology annotation, molecular function: 1-acylglycerol-3-phosphate O-acyltransferase activity. NCBI's taxonomy places the organism in Eukaryota, Metazoa, Chordata, Actinopteri, Cichliformes, Cichlidae. Gene Ontology annotation, biological process: phosphatidic acid biosynthetic process.